AAAGGACCAGUCACUUCCUUAAUCACCACAAAGAGGUCCUCUAACCAGGGAGAAUGCUCAGAAUUCAGCCAGCAAGAUGGGCCUGGCAUGCCGGACGGCGCCUCAUCUCUCAGAGAUCUUCCUUAGAAACCCUGGAAGAUAUUGAGGAGAAUGCCCCUCUCCGGAGAUGUCGAACUCUCUCAGGUUCGCCCAGACCAAAGAAUUUUAAGAAGAUCCAUUUUAUCAAGAACAUGCGGCAACACGAUACCAGGAACGGCAGAAUAGUCCUUAUCAGUGGCAGAAGAUCCUUCUGUAGUAUAUUUUCAGUGCUGCCGUAUCGCGACAGUACCCAAGCCGGGGACUUGAAGUUGGAUGGAGGAAGACAAUCAGCUGGCGCAGUGAGUUUGAAAGAGAUCAUUGGUCUGGAAGGUGUGGAGCUGGGUGCUGACGGGAAGACUGUUUCCUAUACCCAAUUUCUGUUACCCACAAAUGCCUUUGGAGCCCGGAGAAAUACCAUAGACUCCACCUCCUCUUUCUCCCAGUUCCGUAACCUGAGCCACCGCAGCCUCUCCAUAGGCCGGGCAAGCGGCACCCAGGGGAGCCUCGACACAGGUAGCGACCUGGGAGACUUUUUGGACUAUGACCCAAAUCUCUUGGAUGACCCCCAGUGGCCUUGUGGCAAGCACAAACGCGUUCUGAUCUUCCCUUCCUACAUGACAACAGUGAUUGACUAUGUGAAGCCCUCUGAUCUCAAAAAGGACAUGAACGAGACCUUCAAGGAGAAGUUUCCUCACAUUAAGCUGACACUCAGCAAAAUUAGGAGCCUGAAACGAGAGAUGCGGAAGCUUGCGCAGGAGGACUGUGGCCUCGAGGAGCCCACGGUGGCCAUGGCCUUCGUCUACUUUGAAAAGCUCGCCCUCAAGGGAAAGCUCAACAAACAGAACCGGAAGCUGUGUGCUGGAGCAUGUGUGCUGUUAGCAGCCAAAAUUGGAAGUGACCUCAAAAAACAAGAAGUCAAGCAUUUAAUUGACAAACUGGAAGAGAAGUUCCGGCUGAACAGGCGAGAACUGAUUGCCUUUGAAUUCCCAGUGUUGGUGGCCUUGGAGUUUGCCCUCCACUUGCCGGAGCACGAAGUCAUGCCUCACUACAGACGCCUGGUCCAGAGCUCCUAGCAGCAGCCCCAAUGAAAGCCAAGGACCAUUUCUUCUCUGCUCACUGGAGCAACACUUGCUACUGGAAAUGAAAAAAAAAAACAGAACUCAAAAUACCAGACUUUUCUUCCUCUCUACAUGGUUUGGGGAGAAGCAGUACUAGAAACUUUCCAGAGAGUCUUGGGUGUAGCCAAGAGGGAAGAGGAGGCACGUGCUGAGAACAGAGAGGCUCUGCCUGCUAUCCACUAGCGAGAACCCUAGCUGCCACAGCCCGUCUUUCUCCCCAGCAUUCACAGACUUUGCAGGCAUGGUCCAGGGCCUUCUCCAGAUCUGUUCCAACUUGGAGUGUGAAGGGCUUAAGCAAACGGGGGAAGAGAGUCUGCAGAAGCUGGGAGAAAACUAAAAGAUACCCUCGUUGUGUCGAAGAGUGUGCCCGUCUGUUUUUGUGUCAGCCAUUGGAAGUGCACUUUCCCCGGGGGCAUGCGGGUGUGUGAAUGUGCAGGUGUCUGAGAGAUACUGCAUCAGCCCGAGACCCCCAGAGCCUGUCCCACGCUUUACAGAGCAGCCCUCAGCCUGGGGCCAUGGGCCAGGCUGAACUUCGGCAAUUAUUUCUAGAUGAUUUCUGGAUAAGAAUCGCUCUCUUGGUACCAUAGUUUGACAUCGUCCACCCUUAGAAAAUGACUUUGUUUCUGUUACUGCUCCUACCCACCAAGGGGAUAAAGAAGAUGAGUUCUCAGUGUGGGAUGAGUCAGUCACGUGGAAGGGCAUGGAGCGUGGCGCUCUGUAACUUCCUGCCGUCUGCCACCCCGCCACGUGUAUUUAACCCUCGCACUUUCUCCACUGUGGAGACGGCUGGGGCAGCGCCCCACAGUGUGUUUUCCUGUCCUCUAUGUUAGAGUGCUUCAUAAGCACAUUUACUGUGCUAUCUAUAUCUCUAUAUAAAAGUGUUUUAUAAAAACCCAGAAUAGGAGCACGACGCAUGAUUGGUGUUUGAGGCGUUUGCCAGCUGGGAUAGACUGCGUUUGGAGCUGUGGUUGAGCUAAGGAGGCGGUGGCUCUCACCAUUCCCACGUGCCCAGGGCUGUUUGUGCAGGAUCUUAAUGGUGACUUGUCCUGGCUUACCGGGACAGUCUGUAUGAGGCUUGUCACCACACUGUCGCUUCGUAGCUGCAAGAGAGAGGUACCAGCUGAAGUCCCCUGACUGAAGAGAGCCUGUGGCCAUGUACAAAGAGAAUUAAACUCCUGUUGCUUUUUGUAUACCUGUAUGCGUUUGUGUAGACGUGUGUCUCACCAGUCACCUUUGCCCUCCAUUGCUGAUUCCCUUGCACACGCUGAUUCCAGUGAGGUCACAGAUUCAGAGCUUCACACACCAGCCCAGAGAGAGGGUGAUGGAACCUAGUGUCUGCAGUUUUUGUUAGCAGAACUGUCAGAUUCUUGACAGUCCUGCAGGAUGGAGAAAUUCAAGCAGCAGCUGGUGAGGGCCAAAACAGAAUACUUGGCUCCUUCAGAAUCUUAGAUUUCACUGAGUUUAGUCCUAAAUAUUUUGCUAACAAAUUUCCUUGGCCGGAAUCCGUUGUAAGACAGUGAUUUUAGCGGGGGGUGGGGGGUGGCGGGAGAGGGAGGAGGGAGAGGGGGAGAGGAUAUGAUGAAUGUGGUCUCUUGAGCUGAUUGUAAACGAUCAGCUGAUACGUAGGGGCACUUGCUGUUUAUAAAGCAAAUCGAGAAAAUAUUCAAGGUGCAUCCAUUGCCCAAACUACAAAAUGUCCUUGGCCUUCCUCACAGGGGGGUCUGUCACCUUGCAUUCUGAUGAGCCACCCAGCAUCUGGCCAGUGCCUGCAGGAGGAGAGCCUUUCUGAGAAGCAGGACCUCUGGUACCUGGAAUGGCCCAGAGAGCUCCCCACUGCCCAUCUGCCCUGAGUUUCCUGCCAAGCUCCGGGGAUGGGGUGGGGGCAGGGGGACAUCCGGCAGAUGACAUAGGCCACCAGCCCAGACAUGGUGAGAAGCCUGAGUCCUUUCCUAUGUCAUAAAAUCAGGCUAAUUUACUUGGAUUUGGGGCGAUUCGUUUGGUUUUUAGCAUCUAUGAGGUGAGCCCAUGAAGUCAGCAGUCCAUUUCUAAAGAUGCAUUUUCAUUUUAAACUCAAUCCUGGCCUGCGGAUUUGUGGAAUGGGCAGCUUUGCUGGUUUUAAUUUAUGUGGGAGGAGCUGGGGCUGAGAUUGAAGGCAUUUUAUCGGGAGAUCACCUUUUGCACGUCCAUAACAUGAGCAUUUUGGAGGCAAAGGAAGAUGAAGAGUGUGAGAGACGGAAGUCACUGCCAGAGGCGCCCCUGUGACACAGAACAUUCUAGACACGUCACAGCCUUGGGCUUCAGCAGGGAGGAAGCCUGAGCCUGUGCAGCGAGAAGGCCAUACAGCAGACCGACUCCGAGGUGUUGCCCUUUGUCCUCCACCAGGGAGGGCCCCUUCAGCCCCUGGUAAGCCCUGCCCCCUCUCAGGACUGCCCUGAGGCCUCUCCAGUCCUCCCCCACUCAGAUAUCUGUGGGGAAGCUCUACCCAGCCACACUCCUUGGGAUAACACUAGCCAGUUCUGUCUGACUCAGUUUCCCCAGAGCCAGCCUGGGGGCCCGGGACUCCUCUAGUGAGCAGUUAGGUAAGAGACAGGAAGCAGACAAGCAAAGAGGUUGCUGCAGCUGCCUCCUGAGGAAAUGGGCAACAGAGUGUGGCCCAGUCCCUACUGUGCCCACCCCAGGGGUCCGAGCCUGGGCUAGCCCAGUGACACUUAGAAGUCACCACUUUUCCUUUUUUCCCCCUUAAUAAAACCUCUCUUAAACAGGAAAUCCAUACCAAAUGCAAAUGCGUUUUGUUUUCCUUGGCUUUCUGUUGUUGUUCUGAUCGUAGAUUUCCCUGCCAGGGUUUCUGUUGUCGCAGGCUCUGCUUGAGGCGGCCUCUUCACACAAACCCCUGUACCACAUGCCCUGCCUUCCUGACGGGAGCCAGGAGCUUCCUUCCCCCUCCUUGUCAUUCCUUCCUGUUCCCUUCAUUCCCCAACAGCAAAUAAAACUCUGAAUG
Sapajus apella (tufted capuchin) is the source of this 4194-nucleotide messenger RNA. It is a transcript of the gene CABLES1, whose product is annotated as Cdk5 and Abl enzyme substrate 1. Gene Ontology annotation, cellular component: cytosol. NCBI's taxonomy places the organism in Eukaryota, Metazoa, Chordata, Mammalia, Primates, Cebidae. Gene Ontology annotation, biological process: nervous system development; regulation of cell cycle. The record is from RefSeq and is a predicted model, not a curated record. Bases 54 to 1151 code for a protein of 365 amino acids. The transcript has 10 exons.